AUGGUUCCCUUCAGCAAUAUGCUUGCUGCUGUCGCAGGUAUGACGGCCGACGCCAACAUUCUCAUCAACUACGCCCGCCAGGCUGCCCAAAGAUAUCUCCUCACCUACAACGAAGACAUCCCAUGCGAGCAACUCGUCCGACGACUGUGCGAUCUGAAGCAGGGCUACACACAACACGGAGGUCUGAGACCCUUCGGUGUCUCCUUCAUCUACGCCGGCUGGGAUCCCCGCAGGCAGUUCCAGCUCUACCAGAGCAACCCUUCGGGCAACUACGGCGGUUGGAAGGCGACGGCUGUCGGUGCGAACAGAGCCAGCGCGGAGAGCUUGUUGAAGCAGGACUACAAGGAGGAUUGCACUCUGAAGGAGGCUUGCGGCAUGGCAGUCAAGGUCCUGAGUAAGACCAUGGAUUCAACGAAGCUGAGCGCAGAGAAGCUCGAGUUCGCCACGGUCGGCCAGACGAGCGACGGCAAGAUCUACCACAGACUCUGGACCGCAGAGGAGAUCAAGGAGCUCCUCAAGGAACACGACCUGGCGAAGGACGAGUCCACGGAGGACAAAUAA
Molecule: messenger RNA, 561 nt
Organism: Colletotrichum spaethianum
Lineage: Eukaryota; Fungi; Ascomycota; Sordariomycetes; Glomerellales; Glomerellaceae
Product: putative proteasome subunit alpha type-6
Exons: 2
Coding region: 1-561 (186 amino acids)
Cellular component (GO): nucleus; proteasome core complex; cytosol
Source: RefSeq, a predicted model, not a curated record